Saprolegnia diclina VS20 is the source of this 1041-nucleotide messenger RNA. RefSeq lists its product as hypothetical. The transcript is spliced from 8 exons. The record is from RefSeq and is a predicted model, not a curated record. Gene Ontology annotation, molecular function: histone H3K79 methyltransferase activity. The coding region runs from base 6 to 971 and encodes 321 amino acids. Gene Ontology annotation, biological process: regulation of cell cycle. Lineage: Eukaryota; Oomycota; Saprolegniomycetes; Saprolegniales; Saprolegniaceae.
CGAAAAUGGCAGCGUCGCACACCGAGGUGACGGGCUGGCAGCGCGUCUUGGCGCAGUACGCGCCGCAGGAAGAGGCGUGGAAGGGCGCCGAGGCCAAGAUGCGGGCGUAUGCACAGCAGGUGCUGCGUGACAUCAAGGGCACGGAUGCCCAGAAGCGGUCCGCGACCAUUGACUUUGUCAAGGAUCUCGUGCCCGAGGACGUCAAGCCCGAAGUCGAGAGUUUGCCUGUCGAGCAGUUUGCGCUGGGCCUCAUCUUUUACGGCCCGUUCCAGGUCUACGAUCGCGUGUACCGCCACAUUUCGUCUGACUAUGGAAAGGAAAUGUCCAUGCAAGCGCGCAAGGGCACCGAGCACGACACGACGGGCCACGUCUACGGCGAAAUCGCCUUCUUCCCGUUCGCAGACAUUUUGCUGUCGAUCGCGCCCGAGCUGCCGCAGAACAACGCCAUCUUCUACGACUUGGGCUCGGGUGUCGGCAAGGCGGUCGUUGCGGCCGCGCUUUUGCAUCCGUUUCACAAAUCCGUGGGCAUCGAGGUGUUGCAGCCGCUUGUGGACUUUUCCCUUGCACGCGUCGACAAGCUCGGCCAAGACUAUGACGGCAUUGCGCAGUCGAUCUCGUUUGUAUCGGGCAGCUUCUUGGACCAUCCGUGGAGCGACGGCGACCUCGUCUUUAGCCACAGCACGUGCUUCUCGCCCGGGACUUGGGAACGCAUCUCCAAGCAGGCCGAGCAGCUGAAGCAAGGCGCGUACUUUGUGUCGGUGUCGCACGUUCUCUUGUCGCCGCUCUUUGAGGUACUGCGCACGAUGGUCGUCACGAUGAGCUGGGGAAGCUGCACCGUCUACGUCCACCGUCGCAUGCGAAUUGGCCGCUGGGCGACCAAGCUGUUGCAAGGCGGUAGCGCGAUUCGCACGGACCUCCAGCGAACCCGGGAGCCCGCGACGCCCAAGGAGAACGAAGUUCGCAAGCAGUAGAUAGAAGGUCGUUUUGGCUUCGAUUUUUGAUUCGAAAUUUCACCGCCGCUGAUUGGCUACUUUUACAGGC